AUGUCGACUUUCUCCAAGACUCAGACUGUUGCCAUGAACCCCCUGGCGGCAGACCACAACCCCUUGGUCUCAGCGAAGACUCCGGUCCACGAGGUCAUGAAUGGCUGUGUUGACCUGCGCCAGCUCUCACAUGAGGAGCGCCGUGGCCUCUUGGAGGGCCCAAUGGUCACGCUCACCCUGAACGGCAACUUCAUCGCUCGGGUUCACAAGCGUGUCCUCAUGGCCGUCUCUCUUUGGGCCAACAAUCGGAUCCAGGACCGCGCUACGACGACUGUUCUUGCUCUUCCCGCAUCGGCCUCGCGCGCCGACCGGAAAGCUCUGAAGACGGUCAUCGGCUGGAUGUCGAUGGCCUACGUUGGAGCCGUCAAGCUUCGUGGAAUUCCAAUGGGCCAGAACACCGUGGAGGCAUGCAAGAUCUUCCACGCUGCUACGGCCCUCGACAUGCGUCCCCAUGUGUCUCACAUUGCGGCGUACUUCCACACCUACAUCAACGACCAGAACACCCUUCUCGGGUAUGAAGAGCUGGAUGCUAUUCUGCGCUCGUUCGCUCCUGAUACUCCGGUCUUCAAGCAUCUUGCUAAGGACCUUGCUCAUCGCCAUCACAAGGGCAAAGUCCCCGACAUGAAGGAGUUCACGGCAUACCUGAAGAAGAACCCUGAUCUCUCCCGCGCCAUGAUUGAGGUCGACAAGGGCUACGCAGCUGCACGCAAGGAGAAGCGCGAGGCUGCUCAGGCCGCCGCGCGCGUCAAGUAUUCGGAGGCUCGUAAGGAGGAGCGUCGUCUGAUGACAGAGCAGCGCCGUCGCGAGGAUUUCGAAGCCAAUCUUUCGGCUGCUCGCGGUGGUCGCUCUGGUGGAUAUGGAAUGGGUAUUUAG
This is a messenger RNA of Didymosphaeria variabile, 873 nucleotides long. RefSeq lists its product as uncharacterized. Lineage: Eukaryota; Fungi; Ascomycota; Dothideomycetes; Pleosporales; Didymosphaeriaceae. The record is from RefSeq and is a predicted model, not a curated record. The transcript has a single exon. The coding region runs from base 1 to 873 and encodes 290 amino acids.